Messenger RNA from Glossina fuscipes, 534 nucleotides. RefSeq lists its product as uncharacterized. The record is from RefSeq and is a predicted model, not a curated record. Lineage: Eukaryota; Metazoa; Arthropoda; Insecta; Diptera; Glossinidae. The coding region runs from base 1 to 534 and encodes 177 amino acids. The transcript is spliced from 3 exons.
AUGAUCGCGUUCAAUAUUUCGCCAGGGAACCCUAAAGGUCCUAAGAAAACUUGGACAAUGCAACUUGUGAGUGUAGAGUGGAAUACGACUGAUGAUGAGAUGGUUGAACUUGACUUAAAAGUCGAACAAAUAAAUCGUACAAGCUUUGCUUUUUCUGGCACCGUGGACGUCCGCUUUGAAAUCAGUGAAAAUACGAUGGGUGAGUGUAAAAUCUACUAUAGCGCUUCCGGAAAUUUAGACAGUUAUAGAAUGCUUCCAUAUGGUGGCUCAGGAAAAAUUUUUGAUAUAAUUGAUUCGUAUUAUCAUCAAGCUUGCAAAAGUUUCGCAAAGUGUUCAAACUUUCCGCUAAUCAAAACUAAAGCACGCGACUACAAAUAUCGUCAAUUGUAUACUUUCGAUAAAUGCACGUUUUCCAAUGAUGCAGCACCGAAUUAUUUACCGGACGGAUACUAUAAGGUGGUUACGCAACUCACUGGUGAAACCUAUUGGUCUAUAGCAACUUUAUUUGAAGUCGAGCCCAUAUUAAAGAAAUAA